This is a messenger RNA of Aspergillus pseudotamarii, 1360 nucleotides long. RefSeq names its product thioredoxin-like protein 1. The transcript is spliced from 3 exons. Bases 336 to 1316 code for a protein of 326 amino acids. The record is from RefSeq and is a predicted model, not a curated record. NCBI's taxonomy places the organism in Eukaryota, Fungi, Ascomycota, Eurotiomycetes, Eurotiales, Aspergillaceae.
CAUAGCACGUACAGUGUGUGGUGCAGAUAUCAAGUAUUGAGGCUUUUCUUCUAAUAUAUAUAAAAGAUGGCCACACCAAUACAUCAAUUUGCCUCACAACGAACAACGCUCUAUAACUCGAAAGUUCUAUUUAAUACUAUAAAAAUCAUGAAGAACCUAGAAUUUAUCUGAACCACGCUAUGCGUUUGUGCAGUGAAUUUACGUGUAGCGUGUGGUUGCUUAUAAGCCUUUACCCGGCAAAACUGCGGAGGGGCUAGGUAUGACAUAUAGGUUGACCGAAUCCUCCGCCCCCUCUCCCUCGUCGUUCCUCUUCCACUCUCCAUUCAUCCACCACAAUGUCGAGCACCGUUCAUAUCUCCUCUAAGGAGCAGUUCAGCACCCUGCUGACGAAGUCUCGCUUUGUUGUCGCGGACUUCUACGCAGACUGGUGCGGACCAUGCAACGCCAUCGCCCCUGCUUACGAGCAGCUGGCAGCACAGCUGUCACGCCCGAACCGAAUCACCUUCACUAAGAUCAACGUCGAUCACCAACAGGACCUUGCUAAGGCCUACGGAGUUACAGCCAUGCCGACCUUCAUCGUCUUCGAGCGCGGCCGUCCAACCUCCACCGUCAAAGGUGCCGACCCCAAGAAGCUGUCGGACGUGGUCCGCAAACUCGCAUCCGAGGCCAGCAAACCCGACGAGGGCGGCGAGGGCUCAUCAGGCAGCUCCGACGCAGACUGGACCGGACUGGCCGCCCCAAAAGGCUACGCCGACAUCACGGACCAGUACGAUCCCAAGGGCCUGGAACUGCUGAACCGAGAUAGCGAGUUCGGAACGGUGAAGACACUCUUCGAAACCUCGAAGCCGUCGGCGCUGAAUAACGGCAAGGGAAAGGCUAAGGAUUGGGUCGAGAGUGAUACCGAUGAACAGCUUAUGCUCUUUGUUCCGUUCCAGUCGACGCUCAAGGUGCAUUCGUUGCAGAUUACUUCGUUGCCUCCUAGUGAUGGUGACGAUGAUGAGGUUCCCAUGCGCCCGCAGACGAUCCAUCUCUAUACGAACCGCUCGCAUGUUCUGGGCUUUGACGAGGCGGAUGGCAUCGAUCCUGUGCAGACGGUGACUAUCCAGCCUGAGGACUGGGAUGAGAAAACCGGAACGGCCAAGAUUGACUUGCGGUUUGUCAAGUUCCAGAGGGUUACAUCGCUGGUUAUGUUCUUUGUGGAUGGGGAUGGGGACAGCGACAAGCUGCGCCUGGACCGUAUCCGUAUCUUUGGCGAGGCGGGUGAGAAGAGAGAGAUGGGUAAGUUGGAGAAGAUUGGUGAUGAGCCUGGCGAAUAAGCGAUAGACUGGAUAUUAUAAGGAUACCUUAGACGGAUUACGAU